This is a messenger RNA of Beauveria bassiana ARSEF 2860, 3102 nucleotides long. Its product is annotated as FACT complex protein. NCBI's taxonomy places the organism in Eukaryota, Fungi, Ascomycota, Sordariomycetes, Hypocreales, Cordycipitaceae. Gene Ontology annotation, molecular function: nucleosome binding. Bases 1 to 3102 code for a protein of 1033 amino acids. Gene Ontology annotation, biological process: transcription elongation by RNA polymerase II; positive regulation of transcription elongation by RNA polymerase II. The record is from RefSeq and is a predicted model, not a curated record. The transcript has 4 exons. Gene Ontology annotation, cellular component: FACT complex.
AUGGCGGAGAUCAAGAUUGAUAGUAGGCUCUUCCAAGAGCGCAUCAAUUCCUUUGUCACAUCAUGGAAAAAUGACUUGCGAGCCAAGGACGGCGGCCUUUUUCAGGGCGCCUCCUCCCUGGUCAUUCUCAUGGGCAAGGUUGAAGAGGUUCCCGAGUUCCACAAGAACAACGCCAUGCAUUUUUGGCUUCUCGGAUACGAGUUCCCGACGACUCUGAUGCUCUUCACCACAGAGACUCUAUACAUUCUUACCACGCCCAAGAAAGCCAAACAUCUUGAGCAGCUCAAGGGUGGCCGAUUUCCCAUUGAAAUUCUCUCCAAGGGAAAAGAUGCCGAUGAGAAUGCCAAGCUGUGGAAAACAAUCGCCGACAAGAUCAAUGAAUCUGGAAAGAAAGUUGCUACCAUCACUCGAGACACGUCUAAGGGGCCCUUCGUCGACGAGUGGAAAAAGAUUUUUGCCGAGGACUGCAAGGACAUCGAACAAGUUGAUGCCUCUUUGGCCCUCUCCACCUACGCCUUUUCCGUAAAGGAUGAAAACGAGCUACGCGCCAUGCGAACCGCUUCUAAAGCUUGCGUUGCUUUAAUGACGCCAUACUUUCUGGACGAAAUGUCCAGCAUUCUCGAUGCCGAGAAACAAGUCAAGCACUCCGCGCUUGCAGACAAGGUCGACAAGAAGCUCGAUGACGACAAGUUUUGGAAGACUGUGCAACUUCCUAACAACACAAAGCUGCCGGCUGAUCUCGAUGUCACGCAGCUUGACUGGAUUCUCGGACCCGCCAUUCAGAGUGGUGGCAAGUUUGAUCUGCGAUUCGCCUCCGACUCCAACGAUGACAACCUGCAUCCUGGUAUCAUUGUCGCCGCCAUGGGAUUGCGAUAUAAGUCGUACUGCUCCUCGAUUGCCCGCACGUACCUGGUCGAUCCGAACAAAUCGCAGGAGAACAACUACAAGCUUCUCUAUCAGAUUCACAACGCUGUUAUUCAGGAGCUACGCGACGGUGUUGUUGCCAAGAAUGUCUACGCCAAGGCUCUUAGUAUCAUCAAAAGCAAGAGUCCCACAAUGGAGAAGCACUUCCUCAAAAACGUUGGCUGGGGUGUUGGCCUUGAGAAUCGAGACUCGACUCUGGUUCUCAGCGCCAAGAAUCAACGUACUCUCAAGGACGGCAUGACUUUGGUCAUCAACACUGGGUUCCAAGAUAUUGAAAACCCGCAACCCCAGGACAAGAACUCCAAGACCUAUUCGCUUGUGCUCAACGACACCGUCCGUGUCAGAAGCGCCGAGCCGAUUGUCUUCACCUCCGAAGCCCCUACCAGUGCCGAUGCCAAUUCUUUCUUCUUCAAAGAUGACGAGGAGGAGCAGCCGACACCAAAAAAGGAGAAGCGCGACUCUCGUGUUGGGGCUGUUGCCACAAAGAAUAUUACCAGCACAAGACUUCGUUCAGAGCGGUCUACUCAAGUGGACGACGGUGCCGAGGCCAAGCGCCAAGCCCAUCAAAAAGAGCUUGCUGCUAAGAAGCAAAGAGAGGGUCUUAUCCGAUUUUCAGAGGCCAAGAGCGACAAGAAUGGUUCCGAGGUCAAAAAGUUCAAGCGUUUUGACUCUUACAAGAGGGACGACCAGUUCCCAGUGCGUGUCAAAAAUUUGGAAAUUAUUGUUGACACCAAGAACGCUACGGUUGUGCUUCCCAUCAUGGGUCGGCCAGUGCCGUUCCACAUCAACACGAUAAAAAAUGCAAGCAAGAGUGAUGAGAAUGAUUUCUCAUUCCUCCGCGUCAACUUCUUAUCACCCGGACAGGGUGUUGGCCGCAAGGAUGACCAGCCUUUUGAAGAUGCCAAUGCCCACUUUGUGCGCAGCUUGACAUUUCGUUCAACGGAUGGCGAUCGAUAUAGCGAGAUUGCGACGCAAAUUUCCAACUUGAAGCGCGACGCUGUCAAGAAGGAGCAAGAAAAGAAGGACAUGGAGGAUGUCGUCGAACAAGACAAGCUCACAGAAAUUAGGAAUCGUCGACCCGCGGUCUUGGACAACGUCUACAUCAGACCAGCGAUGGAGGGUAAGCGCGUACCUGGCAAGGUUGAGAUUCACCAGAACGGUAUCCGCUACCUCUCGCCGCUCAACGCCCAGCACCGUGUGGAUAUCCUUUUCUCCAACGUCAAGCACCUGUUUUUCCAGCCGUGCCAGCAUGAACUCAUUGUCAUCAUUCACAUCCACCUCAAGGACCCUAUCAUCGUCGGCAACAAGAAGAAGACAAAGGAUGUCCAAUUCUACCGCGAAGCAACUGACAUCCAGUUUGACGAGACUGGCAAUCGGAAACGCAAGUAUCGCUACGGUGACGAGGAUGAGUUUGAGGCCGAGCAAGAAGAGAGACGACGUCGCGCCGAACUCGACCGACUAUUCCAGGGAUUCGCUCAAAAGAUUGCCGAGGCCGGCCGCAGCGAGGGCAUCGAAGUGGACAUGCCCAUCAGGGAUCUCGGAUUCCACGGUGUGCCAUUCAAGAGCAACGUCUUUAUCCAGCCCACGACGGAUUGCCUGAUUCAGGUGAUAGAGCCACCUUUCAUGGUUGUCACGAUUGAGGAUAUUGAAAUUGCGCAUCUCGAACGUGUCCAGUUUGGUCUCAAGAAUUUCGACAUGGUCUUUGUCUUCAAGGACUUUACGCGCCCGCCAUAUGCCGUCAAUACCAUCCCCGUCGAGUCCCUCGACCAAGUCAAGGAUUUCCUCGACUCCUCCGACAUUGCCUUCAGCGAGGGCCGCCUGAAUCUCAACUGGCCCACGAUUAUGAAGACGGUUACGGCCGACACCCACCAGUUCUUUGUCGACGGCGGUUGGUCCUUUUUGCAGGCCGAAUCGGACGACGAGGAUGCGGAGGAGGAGUCGGAGGAGUCGGCUUUCGAGGUUGACGAAGGCGACCUGGACGCGGCGUCGGAGUCGAGCGAAGACGAUUCGGAGUAUGGUAGCGACGCGAGCGACGACGACGACGAUGGCGACGCCGAGAUUGACUCGGACGAGGAGGGCGAGGACUGGGACGAGCUCGAGAAAAAGGCCAAGAAGCGCGACAGAGAGAGCGGCCUAGAUGACGAGGAGCGCGGCGCCAGCAAAAAGCGCAGAAAGUAG